ACGCGCUGGAUGUCACGUGAGGUCACAUGGGCAAGCACAACAUUUCUAAUGUAAAUAAAACAUGAUCCACAUCUACUUUGCGUGUGUGUUUUUAUUUGUCGAUACCGUGUUUUCUGGCCAUGUCGGAACACAAAUAAAAACAAAUGACAGACCAAUAAUCGGUGUUCUCUCGCAGGAUGUGUUUCACCCUCAGCCUCACAGAAACUCUUUGAUCGCGGCGUCUUACGUCAAGUUUCUGGAGUCUGCCGGCGCUCGUGUGGUUCCGCUGAUGAUCAAUAAGACUGAUGAUGAAUACACAAGGCUGUUUAAAUCCAUAAAUGGAGUUCUUUUCCCUGGAGGCGGAGUCAGUUUAAAAUCAUCCGGCUAUUCCAAAGCAGCGGCCGUUUUCUACAGACUCGCUCUCGAGGCCAAUUCAAAUGGUGAUUAUUUCCCUGUAUGGGGAACCUGUUUAGGAUUUGAACUGCUCACACUGCUAACAAGUGGGGAGUUGCUGCUGUCCCACACCAACACUAGUGGUGUCGCCUUGCCACUGAACUUCACAGCCGAUGUCAGAGACAGUAGACUGUUCAAAGACUUCCCUGAGGAUCUCAUGGAAUCACUGGCAUCAGAUCCGCUGACGGAGAACUCUCAUCAGUGGAGCGUCACUACAGAGAAAUUUACCAAGAAUGAAAAACUGAAAAAUUUCUACAGAGUUUUGAGUACCAACACAGAUGGACAAAAUGAGUUUGUGUCCACAGUGGAAGCAUAUGAUUUUCCCAUCUAUGCCACUCAAUGGCACCCAGAAAAGAACGCUUUCGAGUGGACGCGGCCCUACAUUCCCCACACGCCUUCAGCCGUUAAGACCACCUUCUACACGGCUUCAUUUUUUGUGAAUGAAGCGAGGAAGAGUUUUCACAGCUUUGCCAGUGUGGAGGAAGAGAAGAAAGCCUUGAUCUACAACUACAAACCUGAAUACACUGGAACCCAGAGUGCCUUUGAACAGAUCUAUUAUUUUGAUUAGUGUUUUAUUGUUUUUUUAUUAUGUUGAAAUCAUGUAAACAAACAUGUACGAAUACAAAAAUCAUGUGGAAUCUUUAGUGUUAUUAAAACACGUGCUUUGGAAAAGGCACAAAGUGAUGUUUUUAUCUCUUAACUAACACACCUGAUCAUUAAUGUGUUCACCUGCACACACACACACGAACAAUACAGUGCAAUGUUCAAUCAUAUCUAUAACUUCAUAAAAAGUGAUGCAAGUCUCAGUUUUUCUGUAAGAAACAGCAAAUACAACUCUGGAUCAAAAUUCUCUCAUAUUCUGAUCUCUUAAUUGGUCCCAUAACUUUAUUAAAAGUAACCCUUCAAUCUAACCUAAUCUAUGGAUCUCAAAAUGCACACUGUGUGUUUAAUUUUACUGCUGAGCCCUAAAAACAUCCUUCUGAAACAUGAUUUCAAAUCAUAUUUGCUUUAUCUAAAUAAAGAUCUUGAAUAUUA
Megalobrama amblycephala (Wuchang bream) is the source of this 1467-nucleotide messenger RNA. Its product is annotated as gamma-glutamyl hydrolase-like. Gene Ontology annotation, biological process: tetrahydrofolylpolyglutamate metabolic process. The coding region runs from base 62 to 1000 and encodes 312 amino acids. Gene Ontology annotation, molecular function: gamma-glutamyl-peptidase activity. The transcript is spliced from 9 exons. NCBI's taxonomy places the organism in Eukaryota, Metazoa, Chordata, Actinopteri, Cypriniformes, Xenocyprididae. The record is from RefSeq and is a predicted model, not a curated record. Gene Ontology annotation, cellular component: vacuole.